Molecule: messenger RNA, 549 nt
Organism: Penicillium subrubescens
Lineage: Eukaryota; Fungi; Ascomycota; Eurotiomycetes; Eurotiales; Aspergillaceae
Exons: 1
Coding region: 1-549 (182 amino acids)
Source: RefSeq, a predicted model, not a curated record
AUGCCAUCUUUCAAGACCCUCCUCCUCCCUCUCGCCCUCUCCCUCGCGGCAACCACAACGGCAGCCACCUGCUCGGGAGACUGGUUAUCCAACACAUUCGGCGGCGAUCAAAAAUGCUGCUACGGCAACAUGAUGGUCAUUGACAAGGAUGCAUUCUGCUGCGUUUACGAUCUGACUCCCCCCGUGGAAACCAGCAGCACUUCCACAGCAAUUUCAUCAACCGAUGAUUAUGCUGGUUGGUCCACCGCUGGUGAAUGCUUCACAAAGGUUCCUUUCAGCGCGAGCAACUACUCGGAUCUGGUUUCUUCGGCAUCGUCGAAGAUUGCGGCUGCUAGGGCGACGGUUGCCAGUAACACGGCGACGUCCACUAGUGCCAGUGCCAGUUCUAGCUCGGCCUCCUCGGGUACGAGCUCUACCGCUAGUGGUACCGGCUCCAAGACGAGCUCGGGAUCUGCGGCUUCGACUAGUAAUGCGGCCAUGCCGAUUGCCACGGCUCACGAGAUGAUGCUUGGUGGGGCUGCAGUUGUUGUCGGUAUUUUUGUGCUGUGA